This is a messenger RNA of Didymodactylos carnosus, 777 nucleotides long. The record is from the annotation of a GenBank genome assembly. NCBI's taxonomy places the organism in Eukaryota, Metazoa, Rotifera, Eurotatoria, Philodinida, Philodinidae.
AUGGUUCAUGUUCGAGUUGGUAAUUCUCAUCCGUGUGUGGAUAUUUACUUCAAUGUCUAUAAAACACCAUGCUCAUUAUCAUCAAAACAAUUCUUCACAUCAACACCCAUGUAUGAAAAUAGUCUUUUAAUUCCGUCACCAAUUCCGUCAAGGAGUUAUCAAAUACAAAUGAGCAGUAAUAAUCAAUCAUUAAACUACGUUUUCAUAAAAGACGAUGUUCAGUCGAACAAAAUUCUUUUAGAUGAAAAUGCUAAGGAUCUAUACGAUCAUCUAUUUAAUGAUCGACAUUUAAUACGAACAGAAAUAAAAUCGGACAAUAAAGAACAAUCAUCGAAUAGAAGUCGUAUUUCUAAAAUUGUAUCUGCUAAUAGUAGUAUUAUGAAACCAAGUAGUGUCACCUGCUCAAAUAGUAAUCGUCCAUUAGCGCUGUCUCGUUCAAAAAAUUAUACACUCAAACAAAUAUUAGAAAAUGUUGAAAAUAUUCAAUUACACUCAACAAACAGUGAUUAUGGUUCGAUAGUAUCAUCACCAAUUAAUAAUUGUUUUAAAUGGAAAUCUAUCUACAAAACAUUGAGAAAAAAACAAAACAAGCAAAAAGAACGUAAAUUCAAUGAAUCAACUACAGAUCAAAAAAACAAUCAUUCAUCAACUAGUGGAAAAUCAUUAUUUGCAUUUGGUGGUGAAACAUUAAGAUGGAUUGCAUUGCCCUAUAUAAAUUAUAAUCAACAUACGUAUGAAAAUGAACUGAUAAGUAAAGAAAAUUUUACAAGAUUUUGA